Molecule: messenger RNA, 6445 nt
Organism: Drosophila kikkawai
Lineage: Eukaryota; Metazoa; Arthropoda; Insecta; Diptera; Drosophilidae
Gene: ovo
Product: transcriptional regulator ovo
Biological process (GO): regulation of transcription by RNA polymerase II; epidermal cell differentiation
Cellular component (GO): nucleus
Molecular function (GO): DNA-binding transcription factor activity, RNA polymerase II-specific; RNA polymerase II cis-regulatory region sequence-specific DNA binding
Source: RefSeq, a predicted model, not a curated record
AACUGCUCCGCCGUGCGGACCGCUCGAAUACAGUAAGUGGCGAGCCGGCGUUGUGAAUGCACGUGUUUUCGCUUCAACUCACCUGGGCGAAAUCCCAAAACAAAAAAAAAAAAAAACACAGCAACAACCAAACCAAAAAUCAAUAAAAUAUAAAUUCCUCAAAAUAUAAACACCAAGCACAUUAUAAAACAUGAAAUAUUAACGAGUACUGUGAGAUAUCGGAAACGUAUAUAUUAUAAAUACAUCAGAGUGUUGUGUGUGAAAACCAAACAGAAAAUACAAUUUUUUUCAAGUGACAAAGAACAAAACUGCUAAAAAUACAAAUAAAACAAAUCAAAACAUCUAAAUUUUUUUUCAAGUACAAUUUUUUCAAAGUGUUUGAAAAACGAAUUCAAAUAUUUUAGGAACUAGAAAAAAAAACAUACACACAAGGAUAAUUUUCCAAGUCACAAGGAUACGAUCUAAGAAAAGACAUGAAGAGGGCCAAGCAGAAGGCGAUUUGAGCUUCUAGCUCUCCAUGACACGAAAAAAACCAAAUAAAAAUUGGUUAUUUUUUUUUUUUUUAAUAUAUAAAUUAAAUACAUAUAAAUAUAAAGUGGACGAGCGGCAAACAAACAUACACACACAAUUGGAUUAGUGUUUUGUUUAUUUCGGGACACUUGGUGACUGUCCCUCGUCCACCCAAAAAAAAAAAAAAUCAAAAAUAAAACAAAUAACUAGCUCGCCAGCAGCAAGUCCGUCGCGUGUCGUGGUCGCCGUCUCCGUCGUAGUCGUCGCCGUCGCGUUGCGCCAAUCAUUUAUCGUAUAUCGCUAAUCGUUCAUCGUUAAUCGCUCAACAUGCCGAAGAUAUUCCUGAUCAAAAAUCGAUUGCACCAGCAGCAGCAGCGUUUGCUGGAAUCACAGAAUUUGCUACAGCACAAGAGCCAGGAUGACGAGCGGUGUCUGGUGCCGCCCUUGAGCCCAAAUAAUGGUGGUAGUGGUAGCGGUGCCGGCCCUUCGCCCACCCCCACACCCUCACCGCCGCCCACCGGGCAACCUCCGGAGCCGCAAGGCCAAGGCCAGGCCCAGGAUCAUGACCAACAGCCGCUGAGCCUCACGCGUAAGCGAUUCCAUCAUCGUCGCCACUAUUUUGGACAAUCGCGCAACAGCCUCGAUCUGGGACAUCAUCAAAACUCCAAUCAAAACCAACUCAAUCAGAAUCAAAAUCUAAAUCUAAAUCAAAGUCCCGCGGAAUUGGAAGUGGAGCGUUCAACAGGCCAAGUUCAAAAUGAAAACUUUGCUGCCGAAUUGUUGCAGCGCCUCAGCAACAACACCACCACCACUACCACCACCACCACCGAGAAUAUUGUUAAUAAUAUUAGCAAUAUUCGCAGUAAUAGCCCGUCUGUAAAAGCCACCACCUCCGUUUUAGCCACAAAAGACUGCCAAGAAAGCGCCGUAAAAGCAACAGCGAUAGCAACAACAACGGCGAGUAGCAUACCAAAGCAGGCGCACAAAGAGGACGAGGAAGAUAGGGCGGAAGAAGAAGAGGCAGCAGCAGUUGCGAAGCAGGCAGAAGCAGAGCAAGAGAAGGCGGUAGAAAUUGAAGAAGACGAAGAGGAGGAGGACGAGGACGACGAAGUGGAUGUGGGCGUAGAGGCGCCGCGUCCUCGUUUCUACAAUUCCGGCGUGGUCUUAACACAAGCCCAACGCAAGGAAUACCCCAAAGAGCCCAUUUCACCUGGAGUUUCCCCCCUCAUCACCACCCACCGCCGAUCCUCGCCUGCUUCUCGCUUGGAUUCCAACUGUUGCGCUUCCGAUUCCGACACGGAUUCGGAUGGCGGCUGCAAGCUAAUCGUGGACGAGAAGCCACCACUGCCGGUGGAUAAACCCUUAUCGUUGCGCCUGCGUAGCACACCGCCACCGGCAGAGAAGCGUCCCAGUCCGCCGCCACCACGUGAUCCAGCGCCGGCUGUUCGCUGUUCGGUUAUCCAGCGAGCGCCGCAAGCCCAACAGCAGCAGCAGCAGCAGAGUCAGCCACGCGGUUCCUUCCUCCUGCCGCCGCUCGAUCAGCUUGGGCCGGAGCAGCAGGAACCCAUUGAUUAUCACGUACCCAAGCGACGUUCGCCUUCCUACGAUUCGGACGAGGAGCUCAACGCCCGGCGACUGGAGCGUGCGCGUCAAGUGCGUGAGGCACGCAGACGUAGCACUAUCUUGGCUGCUCGCGUCCUUUUGGCACAGUCGCAGCGGCUAAAUCCGCGCCUGGUGCGCUCUUUGCCUGGCAUUUUGGCAGCUGCAGCAGGACACGGACGCAAUAGCAGCAGUUCCACCAAUCAGGGCUUUCAAUCCUCGGGUUUUGGCAGCCAAAGCAGCUCUAGUUCCGGCCAAGGCGGUGCGGGUGGCAAUCAGGGUGCCGGUGCAGGAUCACCAGGUGCAGGCAGCGGCAGCGGCGGCGGCGGAGGAGGGGGCUUUGGUCCUGGAGGCGGUGGCAUGGGCGGCGGUCGUGACGGACGCGGCAAUUACGGACCCAAUUCACCGCCCACUGGUGCAUUGCCACCGUUUUACGAGAGCCUUAAGAGCGGUCAACAGAGCACGGCCAGCAAUAACACCGGACAGGGUGGGAAUCAUCAUCAUUUCAACGGGAAUCCGGGAAAUUUUCUCUCGAUUCAAAACGCGGCAGCGGCUGCUUAUAUUAUGUCGGCGGGUUCCGGAGGAGGAGGUGGCUCUAGUGGAGGCGCAGGUGGUGGUGGAGGCGGAGGAGCAGGUGGUGGUGGAGGCGGAGGCGGAGGCAAUGGCUACAUCAACUGCGCUGCUGGUGGUGGUAAUAAUCCCCCCGGCAAUCUUGAUGGUAAUAAUCUUUUGAACUUUGCCAGUGUUUCUAACUAUAACGAGUCCAAUUCCAAAUUCCAUAAUCUUCAUCAUCAUCAUCUGCACCAUCACAACAACAACAACAACAAUAAUAAUAACAAUAAUGGAAACAACACACCCACAUCCAUGAUGGGUCAUCCCUUUUACGGUGGCAAUCCCUCAGCUUAUGGCAUCAUCCUUAAGGAUGAACCUGAUAUUGAAUAUGAUGAGGCAAAAAUAGAUAUUGGUAGCUUUGCCCAGAACAUCAUACAGGCCACCAUGGGCAGCAGUGGUCCCUUCAAUGCCACCGCCUAUGAGGAUGCCAUUAUGUCGGAUCUGGCCAGUUCGGGUCAGUGUCCAAAUGGUGCAGUGGAUCCUUUACAAUUUACGGCCACUUUGAUGCUCAGCUCACAGACGGAUCAUCUGCUGGAGCAGCUGUCGGAUGCAGUGGAUCUGAGCUCCUUUCUGCAGCGCAGCUGUGUGGAUGACGAGGAGGUGUCGACGAGUCCCAGGCAGGGUGACUUUGAGCUGGUAUCGACGCCCUCGCUAACGCCGGACUCGGUGUCGGUGACGCCCGUGGAGCAGCAUGGCGGUAGCGGUGGUAGCGGUGGUCCUGCCGCCCAGCUGGAUGCCUUGCAUGAGAAUCUGCUGACGCAGUUGACGCAUAAUUUGGCCAGGAAUAGCAGCAAUCAGCAGCAACAGCAGCAGCAUGUACAGCAGCAGCAGCAACAUGUGCAGCAGCCACAUGUCCAGCAUCAGCAACAUAAUGUGCAGCAACAGCAGCCACCGCCGUCGUAUCAGCAUGCCACACGCAAUCUGAUGAUGCAGCAGCAGCCGCAACAUGGUGGCUAUCAGCAGCAGUCUAACCUGAUUACGCAGCAGCAACAGCAGCAGCAGCUCUUGAACCAGCAACAGUCGCAUCAUGCCUAUCAGCAACAGCACAAUUUGUAUGCCCAGCAGCAGCAGCAACAUCAGCAACAUCAGCAGCAGCAGCAGCAUCACUUUCAUCACCAGCAACAGCAACAGCAGCAGCAACAUCACUCGCUUCAUCAUGGCCAUCAUGACAAUAGCAACAUGUCGUUGCCUUCGCCAACGGCAGCAGCUGCGGCGGCUGCUGCUGCUGCGGCCGCUGCUGCUGCAGCAGCAGCUCAUUUGCAGCGACCCAUGAGCAGCAGCAGCAGCACUGGCGGCUCUAACAAUAGCAGUAAUAGCAGUGCCGCAGGCGGCGGCAGCAGCAAUAGUAGUGCUGCACCAUUGCUAGAUGCUAAUGCAGCAGCAGCAGCAGCAGCCGCUUUGCUGGACACCAAGCCACUCAUUCAAAGCGUAAGUACUACCACAAAGUCACACUCGAUCUCUAAGCAAACACAGCAGCAAGAAGAACAGCAGCAACAGCAAAAAGAACAGCAACAGUCAGAGCAACAGCAACAGUUUCAGGAUCAGCACAAGCAAAUAACCUUGAUGACCACCACCACCACAUACACAGAGGUUGUGGAAAUGGUUUCCGUGGAUUGUCUGGUGGUCAAACCCGAGGUAGAGUCUCAGGUGAAUUCGGAGGAGGUGAAGCCCCCCGAUGAGCCUCUCAUCGAAGAGUUUAUAGUCACUGGAAUAGCAGCCGAGGAGGAGUUGCCGACCAAGAUGGAGGCAUUGUCACCUGCACCCCUAACCACCACAUAUACAAAACUGAAGCCACCACCAACAACAACAACAGAAACGCGUGAGAAGGGCGGCAGAAAGAUGCGCGGUGGCCGGGCCAAGGCUGUGGCCUAUGGCUCCACCAUUAUCACCAUGAUAUCCACAUUGAAGCCCUCGCCGGAAGUGCCGGCCACUAAGACCGUGCAUCGGACAACGUUGAGAUCCUUGGCAACGGCGUCGGCGGCCACAGCAGCGGGUCUGAUGGCGCCAUCGCCCACGGUUUCGGUGUUGAAUGAAUGCAAGGUUUUGCAGCGGCGCUUGGGACUGCCGCCGGAUUUGCAGCUGGAAUUUGUGAACGGCGGACAUGGCAUCAAGAAUCCUUUGGCCGUGGAGAAUGCCCAUGGUGGCCAUCACCGUAUACGCAACAUAGAUUGCAUUGAUGAUCUCAGCAAGCAUGGCCACCACUCUCAGCAACAGCAGCAGCAGCAACAACAUUCGCAGCAACAUUCACCGCAGCAGCAGCAGCAGCAAACCCUCCAGCAGCAGCAGCAGCAAUCUUUGCAGCAGCAGCAGCAGCAAUCCCUGCAGCAGCAGCAUCAUCAUCACCAUCAUCAGCAUCACAGCAACAGCAGCGCCAGCAGCAAUGCCAGCAGUCAUGGCUCUGCCGAGGCUCUGUGUUUGGGCUCCUCGAACUCGGGGGCCGCCGAUGAGUCGAAUGGCAACAACAAGUUCGUCUGCCGUGUGUGCAUGAAGACCUUCUCGCUGCAGAGGCUACUCAACAGGCACAUGAAAUGCCAUUCGGAUAUCAAGCGUUACCUGUGCACCUUCUGCGGCAAGGGCUUCAAUGACACCUUUGACCUCAAACGGCAUACGCGCACCCAUACGGGCGUGCGGCCCUACAAGUGUAAUCUGUGUGAGAAGAGCUUCACGCAGCGUUGCUCCCUGGAGUCGCAUUGCCAGAAGGUGCACAGUGUGCAGCAUCAGUAUGCGUACAAGGAGCGCAGGGCCAAGAUGUAUGUAUGCGAGGAGUGCGGCCACACCACCUGCGAACCGGAGGUACACUAUCUGCAUUUGAAGAACAACCAUCCCUUCUCGCCGGCCCUGCUCAAGUUCUACGACAAGCGGCACUUUAAGUUCACCAACUCGCAGUUUGCCAACAAUUUGCUGGGUCAACUGCCCAUGCCCGUGCACAAUUAGCGGGGGGCAGGCAGAGAUAAUAAUGAUUAAGGAUCAAGGAUCAAGGAUUAGGGAAUAUAUAAAAUCAAACACAAUGUGACUUUGAAGUUUUUUGAAAACUAAAACUGCCGCGGAAAGGAAUUUUUGGAGAUUAAAAUGUAUAGUUUUUUCUGAGCUUUAACUUUUAAGGCAAUUUACAAAAUAGUUAUUAGUCUGUAAGCUAAACUCACUCACUUACUUACUUUGCUGUGCAAAAGAAAAACCUUAGCCUUCACCAACAACACACCAACAAACACACUUGAACCUUAAACUUUUAGUUUUUCUAGUUAAAUCUUGAACUUUUCGUUUUAAUUUUUUUUUGUAUUAGUCAAAAAAGUUAAUAAUUAGAUUUACAAAACUAUAUAUAUAUAAAUAUAUAGAAGCUGCUUUGAGCAAUAACUAAUAAUGAAUUAUGUUUUAGCAAACCUUUGCAUUUAUUUUUUCCUUAACAAAACGAAAACAAGAAAAAGAAAUACCUUUUUGGAAUAUUUACUUUAUAACAUAACAUAUCUAUAAAUAUUUAUUACAAAUCAUUGUAAAGAGAGAGGCAAAAAAACAUUCGAAUUAAUUAAGAAACUAACUUAGGCCUAAGCUAUCAAACAAAACAAUCAUGUAAACUAAAGCUGUUUAUAAACACUGAAGUCAAAAUCUUAAUUAUGUAUACAUAAGUUUAUAAUCUUAUUGAAAAGGAACAAACAAAUCAGAAGACACGUUAAAUUGUGGUGAAAGAACAAAAAAUGAAGCGAGAAUAUUAAAUAUUAACUUGAAUAUA